Molecule: messenger RNA, 912 nt
Organism: Ostrinia nubilalis (European corn borer)
Lineage: Eukaryota; Metazoa; Arthropoda; Insecta; Lepidoptera; Crambidae
Product: peroxidase-like
Exons: 6
Coding region: 1-912 (303 amino acids)
Biological process (GO): response to oxidative stress
Molecular function (GO): heme binding; peroxidase activity
Source: RefSeq, a predicted model, not a curated record
AUGGAGGAUUUGGCCUACAGUCCUCACGCUCUGAUCAACACAGCGCCCCCAAUGCUGGAACUAUCCAACGUGUACGGCAUAGAGGAAGUGCACGCUCUUCGCUACAGGGAGGGCAAGGGAGGACGGCUUAGCUCAGAGAGGAUUAGAGGCAAGGAGUGGCCUACCAACGGGUCCUCUGUGUGCGUUAACAACGAAUCGCCGAACGAGAAUAGAUGUCAUAGCACAGAGGCCGGCGCCAACGCCCUCCUCGGCAUCAACCUGAUCUUCCUCUGGCUGUUCCGCAACCACAACUACUUGGCCGACAAGCUGCACGAGCUCAACCCUUGCUGGGGCGACGACAAGCUUUACCAGGUCGCCAGGGACAUUAAUAUUGCUAUGUACCAGCACAUAGUGUAUCACGAGCUGAUGCCCGCUGUUAUUGGUCAGAAGUACUUAGAGAAGAACAAAGUGAUAUUCCCGGGGCACGUGCACGUGGACGACUACGAUGAGGACUUGGAGCCACGACUGGCACAGGAGUACGUGUUGGCGACGAGAUGGUUCCACGUCUUGCAGGAGGGACGGAUCAACCUCUACGACAAGCACGGCAAGAUGUUCAACCAGCUGUCAGUGGUAGACCUGUCUCUACGCACGGGCGCGCUGACAAUCAAUAACACUAUAGAGGGCGCCACGCAAGGCGCCUUCAGGCAGGCUUGCGCUAGUACUGAUUACGUUAUAGACCCAGAGAUGGGCGAGCGUUCCCUCGGUCGCCUCCAAUUCGUGUCAGACGUAAUGGCGGCCGACAUCAUGAAGACGCGCGACGUGGGAUUGCCUCCAUACAACCGCUACCGAGAGCUGUGCAAGCUGCCCGUGGCCGAGCACUUCCACGACCUCUACCAGUGGAUGCCCAAGGAGGUACGGCUACAAGACAACUAG